Messenger RNA from Triticum aestivum (bread wheat), 2323 nucleotides. RefSeq lists its product as uncharacterized. The coding region runs from base 1 to 1365 and encodes 454 amino acids. Lineage: Eukaryota; Viridiplantae; Streptophyta; Magnoliopsida; Poales; Poaceae. Gene Ontology annotation, molecular function: protein binding. The record is from RefSeq and is a predicted model, not a curated record. The transcript has a single exon.
AUGAGACCGCGGUCCAUGGCGAAGACCAAGGGAGCACCACGUCGCUCUCGCUGCAACCGCAACCGCCGGCGCAACAAGACAGCGCGGCGGCCGUCGAGGGAAGCGGAGCCGACCCCGUCGGGUCCAACGGGCGUGCACCACAUCCCCGACCACCUCCUCGAGCUCGUGCUCCUGCGCGUGGCCACGCCCCUCGCCCUCCUCCGCGCGGCGUCCACGUGCAAGCGCUGGCGCCGCCUCAUCUUCACGGACGAUGCCACGUUCCCGGACCACCGGUCCCUCCGUCCAUCCAGCGUCGCCGGCCACUACCAUGUCGACGGGAACAACCACCACAUCUUCGUGCCGGACCCCGUGGCGGCCGACGGCCUCGACAGGCGCCACUUCUCCCUCGACUUCCUCCCGGCUGUCCCUCACGGCUCACUGCCCUGGGAGCUCGCCGACAGCCGCGGUGGCCUCCUCCUCUUCUACAGGAGGGACGUUGUCUACUACCGGAUGGGUCGAGUGUGGGAAGGGGACCCCGAGUACCUCCACUUCCCUGACAUGCUCGUCUGCGACCCGCUCAACCGGAGGUGCCAGGGGAUCCUCUACUGGGAGGAGAUGUGGCCCUACCAGUGCCUUGGUCUCUUCCUGCUCGACGGCGACGAGCCUGCUGCAGGUGGUGGCUCCACCGGCAUGUCCAACUUUCGGGUGGUCGCCGUGACCUACGAAAGCGAUGUUUUCGAGGAUGACCGUGGCGCCCCCCGCGCCUGCGUGUUCUCCUCCGGCGGCGACGGCGGCUGGCGGCUGGUGGAGAGCGCGUCCGGCGGAGACGUCCCCAUCCCGGAGUACCGUUCGAUCAGCUUCACAGGACGCGCGCGUUCGUCCUUCUUCUGGCGGAUGGAGCGCGAGGGCGCCGUGCUGGCUCUCGACGAUGCCACCAUCCAGUUCUCGCUCGUCACGUUCCCGUGUACCGUCGUGGGGACGCCGGAGGAAUCUUCAGCCUUCCGGGUCAUCGGCGGCGACGACGGCGCGGCGCGCGUUGUACGCGUGAUGGCCAACAAUGACCUCACGGUGUUUCAGCAGCUGCACAGCAGUGGCGAGUGGGUGGUGGAGAAGCUCGUGAGGCUGCCGGAGGUGACUAGCGGGUUGCCGGGGCGUGAGGAGACAUUUUUCGAGCGACCAGCAAAGAUUGUCGCGACGACUACGAGGCACAUCCUCGUUACGCCGCAAGAGGAGACCUGGAUUUUCUCCAUCGAUCUCGAGACGCUAGAGGUGGACCAGGCGCAUGAGAGGAACCGGUACGCCGGCGCGGCGUUCCCAUUCGAACUGCCAUGGCCACCGGCCUUGCGAGCUGAUGACCGCCGUGUCAGGAACUUGACAAGAAACUAGCUAGCUAAACUCUCAACAUCGCAACUUCAGAGACGAAUUCGAGGCGAUCUCGUUAGGGUUUGUAUUGCAGAAAAUGGGGAAAGUAGCAAAGCACGCCACCGGCGGCUAGGGUUUAUACCCAGUUACAAUUAUCAUGCCCACAAAUGAGAAGGGGAGGUGGCUAUAUAGCCAUUACAGAGAGAAAAAAUAAAACAGAAAGUGGAGCAGAGCACAUGGCGUGCCGGGCGAUGAACAGCGAUGCUCUGGGCGAUAGGAGCCGUUGGAUAGAAUGUCUACGGUCUUGAUGAAGAGCCAGUGGCGAACCGUUAUCUUUGCAGGAGAGCCACUGGAUGACAGAUCAACGGCUAUGCUUGAUUCCGACACGCAGAAAUAGGGGAAAUCUUCAGAUACAACAGUACUGGCCUGACAAUCCCCCCCCCCCCCCCCCUGUUGAGACUGAGCUUGUCCUCGAGCUUGAAAGGAAGGAAAAACUUUCUGUAUGAAGGCCGAGUCCUCCCAAGUUGCUGCUUCUUCAGGCAUAUUGACCCACUUGAUCAACCACCUGACGACUGGGAUGCUGAUUUUGCCCUGGAGUCUGGGGAUUAAUUUUCUUUCCAAUAUUGCUUCAGGCUCCAUUUUGAUAACUCCAUCAAUACCUACCAGGGGCAAGUUUUUGGAAGGAACAACCUUUGGUCCAAUGUGCUUUUUUAGUUGGCUCACAUGGAAGGUGUUGUGCAGAAGGCAACCAUCAGGUAGGAGUAAUUGGUAAGCAGCUCGGCCUACUCUUUGCAUGACUCUGAAUGGGCCAUAGAAUUUGGAAUGUAACUUGAGGUGCCUAUGCAGACUCAAUGAUGUGUGCCUAUAUAUGGCUGCAGCUUCAAGUACACCAUGUCUCCUGCCUCAAAGGAUCUUUCAUGUCUGUUUCUGUCAGCAUAAUGCUCCAUUCUUUGUUGUGCUUUGGAAAGAUUUUGCUUGAUCA